Molecule: messenger RNA, 2195 nt
Organism: Phlebotomus papatasi
Lineage: Eukaryota; Metazoa; Arthropoda; Insecta; Diptera; Psychodidae
Gene: Mys45A
Product: protein SDA1 homolog
Exons: 2
Coding region: 96-2144 (682 amino acids)
Biological process (GO): ribosomal large subunit export from nucleus; ribosomal large subunit biogenesis
Cellular component (GO): nucleolus
Source: RefSeq, a predicted model, not a curated record
UCAGUGGGCAAAAGAGGAGAAAAGUGAGGUUAAGAAGGCACGAAGUUUGGGUUUUCCAUGUGGAUUUGACGGAUUGAGGAAAAGUUGUGAAAAUCAUGGGUAAAAAUACCCAAUUGCUGAUAAAUUUGCCACAAUUGCAAAAUUUGAUAAAGAAGGAUCCUGCCUCAUACAGAGAUGACUUUGUUCAGCAGUAUUCUCACUUUGAAAGUACCCUGGAUAUUUUCAAGUUCUCUCCGGAUCAGGGGAGCAAGAAUUUGGAGGAUUCUGUGAUGUUUGUGGCACAGGUGGCACAGCUGUAUCCGGACGUCUGCAAGAACUUCCCGCAGCAAUUGAUUGAUGUGCUGCAGACUUUCUCCAUCAAUCUCGAUCCUACGGUCAGAAAUGCCCUUUGCAAGGCUCUGAUUCUGCUGAGGAAUAAAAAUUUGAUUCCUGCACUGCAGCUUCUUGAGCUGUUCUUCCAGCUGCUGAGGUGUCCGGACAAGAAUUUCAGGGAAUUUGUCCGGAAUCACAUUGUAACGGAUAUUAAGAAUAUCAAUGCAAAGGGGAAGGAUAUGAAGGUCAAUUCGACUCUGCAGAACUUUAUGUACACCAUGCUCAAUGAUACCAAUCCGAAAUGUGCUAAGAUGUCUGCGGAUAUCAUGAUUGAGCUGUACAGGAAGAAUAUCUGGAAUGAUGCAAAAACUGUCAAUGUCAUUGGUUCUGUGGGGUGUUUCUCCAAGGUGACAAAGGUACUGGUGGUGUCCCUGAGGUUUUUCCUUGGGACGGAUGAGAAGGAGGCUGAGAGUGGGGAGGAGAGUGAACCAGAACCGGAUCUCCGGAAUGCUUUGAUGGUGAAUAGGGUUAAUAAGAAGACGAAAAAGAGGAAGAAGCAACUGGAAGCUGCGAAGAAACAGUAUGCCAAGGCCAAGAGGAAGAAAACAGCAGCUCCGACGUUUAACUUUUCAGCUCUGCAUCUCAUUCACAAUCCUCAGGGAAUGGCAGAGAAUCUGUUCAAGCAGCUGCAGGCUUCAAAUGAGAGAUUUGAGCUGAAACUUUUGCAUUUGGAUGUAAUUUCGCGAUUGGUUGGAGUUCAUGAGCUCUUCCUCUUCAGUUUCUAUCCGUACAUUACGAGAUUUCUCAAUCCCCAUCAGAGGCAGGUGACGCGGAUUCUGCAAUUUGCUGCCCAGGCAGCUCAUGAAUUGGUUCCGGGAGAUGUUUUUGAGCCGGUUCUCAGGACAAUUGUCAAUAAUUUUGUGUCAGAGAGAAAUUCGAGUGAUGUGAUGGCAAUUGGGCUGAAUGCAAUCCGGGAGAUUUGUGCCAGAUGCCCUCUGGCCAUGAAUGAGGACAUGCUGAGUGAUCUGGUGAUGUACAAAGGGUACAAACAGAAAUCGGUCAUGAUGGCUGCAAGAUCUCUCAUUAUGCUCUACCGGGAGCAGAUUCCAGCGCUCUUGCACAAGAAGGACCGAGGAAGGCCUACAGAAGCCAGUUUGGAAGUGAAAGCGAAGGAAUAUGGAGAAAUUGUGGCCAUGGACACGAUUCCGGGAGCUGAUGUUCUCGUCAAAGGCACCAAGAGACCGAUAAAUGAAGAAGAAGAAGACAGCGACUCUGAAUGGGAAGAUGAGGAGGAUUCUGAUGAAGAUGGAUGGGUAAAUGUCAAUCAAGAUGACGAAACUAUCGAAGAGGACUCAGAAGACUCAGAUUCAGAAGUUCCCGAAGACCAAGAACCCGAACACCAGGAAAAAAUCGACCCUAAAGAAGCCGCCAAGGAGCUUCUUCUAAAUAAAAUCCUCACAGAUGAAGAUUUCCGGGCAAUUGACGUUCACAAUGUCAAAAAGCACGUGACAAGUGCCCGAAAGAAAAACCAAGAAGGCCAGGAGAAAUCAGAAUUUGUCAAUCUCGAUGCAAUCGAGAUGAUUUACAAGAAGAAAAGGAGCGAUAGGCAGUCCAGGCUGGAAUCCGUCCAAGCCGGAAGGGUCGACAGAGUCAAGUACGGAUACAGAGACAACAGGAAGAAUGAACAUUGCUCAAGGACGAACAGGGAGAAGAAGAAGAACAAGAACUUCCUAAUGAUGCGUCACAAAGCGAGAUCCAAAGUAAAAAAAAGCUUCAGGGAUAAACAGAUCGCCCUGAGGAAUCACCUGACGAAGCAGAAGAAGAUGAAGUAAGAGAGGUCCUGCAGAGUCCGGAGAAUAAAGACAAUCAAUUACCCUUAGGUA